AGAUACGCAGGUACGAGUCGUUACAGUUUUGUCGUUGCAACGAUUCCCGCUGCGUAAUUUGAUAAUGAACAGUUGAAAAAUAGCAGCGUUGUGUCCGUACUCUUUAAUAUCCCAUUAUAUGGAAGUUAACGACCGGAAAAUACACCGCUCGACUACUUGAAGGAAGUAGCUCAUGAGCAAGUCUUUUGUAUCCUCGCAAUGGUAUAAUUCCUGUAACGUCUCGUUCUCGGAGGAUUUAUUUCGUUGAUUUGUACUUGUUUAUUGCUUUUGUGUUUUCAUGAAUGGAGCAUGUCGCAUGCGAAUCGUAAUAUGGUUUUAAUGGCGUUUCGACUUCAAUGAUAUCAGCGGCUGAUUGCGCUUCCCGUAAGAAGCUUCCAAUCAUUAUGUAUUUUAGGAACAACAAAUAAGGAUAUUUAGAGAACGAAUUAAUUAUUCAAUUGUUCGCGCAAGAAAUACCUGUCUCUUUUUCGAAAGUUAUAAGUGCUGUUUUCAAAGAGUUCCUUAGCUCACCAUAAACCAGAUAAGAAUCUUUGGUUCCGUCUAGAAAAAGAAACCUUCAGAUCAAACCGAAAGGGGUUCGGAUUAUAUUUUCUAAUCGUAUUUGUAUAUUUCUUUUUACGGUCAGCUUGUCAUCCACGUACAAUCGAACAGAGAGUCCAUUAAUUAUUUCCCUUCGACUUGUUUCAGGGGGAGCAUCUCGGAAGCCAUGCCGGCUGACGAGUUCGCUGGAAAUCGAAACAGAAGCAAACCAAGACUGCAACCACCUUAACGAACCGCUAUUAUCACUGGCAAGGUCAUCGGGCAGACCGGAUCUAAUCAUGCUCACGCCGACCAUGCUUCCUGUGCACUCGUUCCUCUUUCUUAACGACGUCAACCAGAAGAUCGGGCGCUAAAAAAUUCGAAAUCGAGUUGAUUGAAAAUCUCAAGGAAUAUUAAAAAAAAAUACGAAUAAACAAUUUGAUAUAGAAAUCAUCCAUUUUGGGCAAAGAAAAGAAACAAUCAGAAAAAGGAAUAACCACAGAUGCUCUGAAUUUCAUUGCUUCCUAAUGGUACUUCCUUGGAUAUUUUUACAUUCUGGAGGCGUGAACGAACUCUGAAAAACAGAAACGACUUCUAUCGGAUGAUCGAAAGAACUACCUGGACACUGAGUAUAAUUAUUCACACGUGCGGAUGCCAUUUCCGGCAUGUUUCUCCAUGAAGAAGGUCAGCUUCAGUUUUUGCCACUUGUAGAUAGAAGUUGAAGUGGCGGACGUCUUAACGAGGUUGCUAGAAUGUCAAAGAAAUAGAUGAGGGAAAUAUUAUGAAGAUAUAUUUAUGAAUAUCUAAUUGAGCAUUUAAUUAAGAACUUAAUUGAAAGACCAAAAUAAGUUGGUUCUUGAGACCAAGUACCUAUCUAAGUAUAAUAGUCUUUUGUACUUACGGUUUAGUAAGAGGACUCGAGUAAAACGAUUACUCGUUAAAAGGAGCAAUAGAAUAAUCAUGCCUCCGCAGACGGUGGUCUCUGCUUUCAUGCCUCAUCGCGGAGAAUCUCAGCGAAAAAAGUGUCCCGAAGCGUGAGCUGAAAGGUGGCUAUGUAGGCUGCCUAGUGAAUGCCGUCGCCAUGGUGGAGCUGGCGUGUAGCAACUCCCUAAGUCCAGGAACCUAAUCCUGCGUCAGAAAGACAAAAUUCGCUACGGAGAAAAGUAAACAAAAAUACAUAUAUAGGGAAGAAGAGACAAAGAUUAAAGAUCGUUAAGAAUUAAAGGUAAUUUAAUGAUAAAAGGGAGAAAGAAUUGUGUAAAAAUUCUACUGGGAAAGAAAAGAAAGAAGAAGCCUCCAACGAGAAAGACGUGCUCAGAAGCGAGUCCCGCGUAGCGCCAUGUAGAGGAGCAGGAAGAAGCGCAGUCUUCCUCAGGCAUUCCAGCGUCGAGUAAUGCUGAAGCAUAUGCUGACGGGGCAACCAUCGUCAGCGGGCUCCAGGCACCAGCACAAUUACUACCAGGCGAGUUCGGGCUCGUUGCACGGCGGCCACCACCACCACCAUCAUUCUGGUCACCAACAGGAUCAACAGCAACACCAUCAUUACAACCAAAACAGCAACGUUCGUGGAACGACAGGGGGCAGCCAAGGACGGGGAGUCGACGUUUACGACUCGGUGGUCCAUCAAAGAGCCAACGUGCAUCAGGCUGCCACCACGCCAUCUUCCACUCACAGACACCCUUUGAAUCAUUCUCAGUUGAGCGUGAACAAUCUUUCUCAACGAUUGAAUCACUCGCACGCUCUUAAUCUGUCCACGUUGUCCACGUCGAAGCAUUCUGUGAACAGCGUCAGUCCUGUUGCCAGUGGGAAUAACAAUAACAAUAAUAAUAAUCUGUCGACUACAUUGGGGGUGAUAUCCCCGCCGCCGCUGCACCAGGACAGCAGACCCAAAGCGAAUGGAGGCUUUGAUAUCUCGAGACUGUCCAGAUUACCCAGUCAGGCGACACCUUCGCCUGCACCUGCUCUUCAGGGUACGACUACCGGGGGACAGUUAACCGGUCCCGGUUCCACGGCGUACCCCUUGAACGCUUCCUGGUCGUCGUCCCUGUCAAGGAAUCACAAGGACCACGAGGUUGGCGCGAAAGAGACGUUGACCAGUUUGGGUUUAUUGUGUCUAGUGUCGUUGUUACUGGCGCUACUCUCGUUGAUCUUCUUGCUGAAGAUCUCACCGUUAACGGUGACGCCGAGUAGCCUGAUCAGCCCGGAAGAGUAUACGAUUGUCUACGAGGUGACGUUAGAGCUGUGCGCACUCGCCCUCUUCCUAAACCUCUGCUGUCUCCUCAUGUGCACUAUACAGUUCCUCUUCACUGUGAAACUCAUCAAGACUUCGUAUCAAGGACAUUGGUGAGUAGAGUUUUCGUUUUAUGCCACGCUGGGUAAAUCUGUGAUUUAUAACGCUUUAAAUACCUUUGUACAUAAUCCGUACUUUACUCAACCCGAAGGUCGAACAAGGUGUGAAAAAUA
Bombus huntii is the source of this 2982-nucleotide messenger RNA. Its product is annotated as serum factor response D-like. The transcript has a single exon. The record is from RefSeq and is a predicted model, not a curated record. Bases 1913 to 2866 code for a protein of 317 amino acids. NCBI's taxonomy places the organism in Eukaryota, Metazoa, Arthropoda, Insecta, Hymenoptera, Apidae.